Protobothrops mucrosquamatus (brown spotted pit viper) is the source of this 831-nucleotide messenger RNA. It is a transcript of the gene MRPS23, whose product is annotated as mitochondrial ribosomal protein S23. Gene Ontology annotation, molecular function: structural constituent of ribosome. Gene Ontology annotation, biological process: translation. Lineage: Eukaryota; Metazoa; Chordata; Lepidosauria; Squamata; Viperidae. The record is from RefSeq and is a predicted model, not a curated record. The coding region runs from base 56 to 616 and encodes 186 amino acids. Gene Ontology annotation, cellular component: mitochondrion; ribosome. The transcript is spliced from 5 exons.
UAAGGGCCGCUUUCAGUUGCCAAGAGAGGCCUAGUUAGGCCUAGUUUAAGACGCAAUGGCGGAGAGCCGGUUGGAGAAGUUGGGAACAAUCUUUACCCGGGUGCAGAACUUGCUCCGCUCUGGGGCAAUGCGUGAAUCCCAGAAACCCAUCUGGUAUGAUGUUUACGCUGCUUUCCCUCCCUUACGGGAGCCCACUUAUCGCAAUAUUCGCCCGUUGGUGGGAAAGAUAAAAGAUACAGUGCCCCCCAUUCUGUACCCGGAGGAUCAGAUCCGAGCGAAAUUUUAUGAAGUCUAUGGAACUGGUUCAGGUAUAUUUGAACUAGCAAGAUCAAAUUAUAAAUCUCCCUGUCAAAGGUUUGUUGAGAAAUACAAUGAAUUGAAGAACAAGGAGGGAGAAAUGGACGAAGACCUACUAUUUGCAGAAACAGGGAAAGCGCUUUUGGCAGAGGGCCUGGUUUUAUCAAGAAAGGGCAAAAAAGUUGCUCCAAGGCCCCCAUCAGCCGUGCCUGUAUUAGAGCUUCAAGGCCUAUUUCAGGACAAGGAGGACGGCACAGAAAGUCCGGAUCCAAAAACAGAGCCCACCGAAAAGCCAACGGAAGAACCCUUCCCCUCCUAAAAACUAUGUGAUUCUGUUUAAACCAGUUUUUAUUGACUGCAUGACCCUUUGAUAGACUCUUCCUAAAGUUCUGGUUUUCUCCUUGUUAGGAAUGCUUGGAGGUACUGUAGAAAGAUCACAAGAACUCUCUUAUGGCCUGCUUUGGCAAGUCAUGUUCCCCAAAGUGCACAUUUCAACACAGUGGAUUUGAUUAUUAAAAUCAUUCUCUGGAAACA